Postia placenta MAD-698-R-SB12 is the source of this 714-nucleotide messenger RNA. RefSeq lists its product as hypothetical. Lineage: Eukaryota; Fungi; Basidiomycota; Agaricomycetes; Polyporales; Adustoporiaceae. The transcript has 4 exons. Bases 1 to 714 code for a protein of 237 amino acids. Gene Ontology annotation, molecular function: DNA binding; RNA polymerase II general transcription initiation factor activity. The record is from RefSeq and is a predicted model, not a curated record. Gene Ontology annotation, biological process: DNA-templated transcription initiation.
AUGCAGUCGCAACAGCAGUCGCAACAACCGCCACAUUCCCACUCGCAGUCGCCCACGAUCGUCGGUAGCAGCCAGCCUGCGCCGCUAGCGGGUCCCUCGACACCAGGGCCGACCGCGGUGCCCGCGACGCCGGCGCCGCUGACGCUCGAGCAGCAGCACAUUACCGCCGUCGAGGGCAUCGUCCCGACACUGCAGAACAUCGUCGCGACGGUCAACCUGGACUGCCGGCUGGACCUGAAGACGAUUGCGUUGCACGCACGCAACGCGGAGUACAACCCGAAGCGUUUCGCGGCCGUCAUCAUGCGCAUCCGCGAUCCGAAGACGACCGCGCUCAUCUUUGCCUCGGGCAAGAUGGUCGUCACCGGCGCGAAGAGCGAGGACGACUCGCGGUUGGCGUCGCGCAAGUACGCGCGAAUCGUGCAAAAGCUUGGCUUUGACGCCAAGUUCUCUGAGUUCAAGAUUCAGAACAUUGUCGGUAGUUGUGACGUCAAGUUCCCUAUCCGUCUGGAGGGUCUUGCGUACAGCCACGGACAGUUCAGCAGUUAUGAGCCAGAGCUGUUCCCUGGUCUCAUUUACCGCAUGAUCAAGCCGAAGGUCGUGCUGCUGAUCUUCGUUUCCGGCAAGAUUGUCCUAACGGGCGCGAAGGUCCGAGAGGAAAUUUACACCGCAUUCAACACGAUCUAUACAGUGUUGUGCGAGUUCCGGAAACCAUAA